GUUAUGGGAGCCUAAAGGUCCUGUCCCUCGGGGUUCCUGACCUGCAGUGGCAGGCGGAAGGGACAAGGGUUGGAGCUGAGUACUACCUCCUGAGCUCGAACCGGUGACGGUGGCUACCCUCCCCCUCCCUGCCACCGCCCAGGGAGUGGAAAGAAGUGGGAGUUAAUUACUCCGACAUCUCGGCGGUGUGGCGUCUGGACAGGGUUCUGCCACAGCAGUGAUAGCAUAUGGCACCGUACUGAGGUGAUGUGCCAGGGUGAUGCCAAAGGCAGGGUGUGAUGCCACGGGAGCCACUUGAUAUCUAAGAGACUUCGGUGAGUCCAUAGCCUGGUGACAUCACAACUUGAUGAGGGUCAUCUUAAGGAUACCGGGCUGUGGUGUUGGCACUUUAAUAUCACUAUAUUAACUAUGUUGUCAAGGCUUUGCUGCAACUAUUAAGCUAAUAGUGUUUCUUUUUAUAGAAAUCCCAAAUAGUGCCAUAGCAGAAGCAAUGCAAGACUGAUCCUUUAUAGGGCAUAUCCAGAGGACAUUAUGCCACAACUAGUUUUAUCCAAGUAUGAAAACCAGAUUACUAUUUUCACUGACUACCUAGAAGAAUAUCCAGAUACAGAUGAGCUGGUAUGGAUCUUAGGGAAGCAGCAUCUCCUUAAAACAGAAAAAUCUAAGCUGUUGUCUGAUAUAAGUGCUCGUCUAUGGUUUACAUACAGAAGGAAAUUUUCACCAAUUGGGGGAACGGGCCCUUCAUCAGAUGCUGGUUGGGGAUGUAUGCUACGCUGUGGACAGAUGAUGCUGGCUCAAGCCCUUAUCUGUAGACACUUGGGAAGGGACUGGAGCUGGGAGAAACAAAAAGAACAACCCAAAGAAUACCAACGCAUCCUACAGUGCUUCUUAGAUAGAAAAGAUUGUUGCUACUCUAUCCAUCAAAUGGCACAAAUGGGUGUAGGAGAAGGGAAAUCAAUUGGAGAAUGGUUUGGACCAAAUACAGUUGCACAGGUGUUAAAAAAACUUGCUUUAUUUGAUGAAUGGAAUUCCUUGGCUGUUUAUGUUUCAAUGGAUAACACAGUGGUCAUUGAAGACAUCAAAAAAAUGUGCCGUGUCCUUCCCUUGAGUGCUGACACAGCUGGUGACAGGCCUCUCGAUUAUUUGACUGCUUCAAACCAGAGUAAGGGCACCUCUGCCCACUGCCCAGCCUGGAAGCCCCUGCUGCUCAUUGUGCCCCUUCGCCUGGGCAUAAACCAAAUCAAUCCUGUCUAUGUUGAUGCAUUCAAAGAAUGUUUUAAGAUGCCACAGUCUUUAGGGGCAUUAGGAGGAAAACCAAAUAACGCGUAUUAUUUCAUAGGAUUCUUAGGUGAUGAGCUCAUCUUCUUGGACCCUCACACAACCCAGACCUUUGUCGACACUGAAGAGAAUGGAACGGUUAAUGACCAGACUUUCCAUUGCCUGCAGUCCCCACAGCGAAUGAACAUCCUGAACCUGGAUCCUUCAGUUGCACUGGGAUUUUUCUGCAAAGAAGAAAAAGACUUUGAUAACUGGUGUAGCCUUGUUCAGAAGGAAAUUCUGAAGGAGAAUUUAAGGAUGUUUGAAUUAGUUCAGAAACAUCCAUCACACUGGCCUCCCUUUGUACCUCCAGCCAAGCCAGAAGUGACAACCACUGGGGCAGAAUUCAUUGACUCUACUGAGCAACUGGAGGAGUUUGAUCUGGAGGAAGAUUUUGAGAUUCUGAGUGUGUAGAAUCCUGGGAACUCAACUUGAAGGUCUGUCUUCCAUCUGGCACCAUAAAAACAUGAACUUAUUACAUAAAACUUUUCUAGUCAGCAAGUGCCUAUAUGCCAAUAGCAUACAAACUCAAUAGCAAUCAUGACUGAGCCAAUCACUGUUUCUCAGAAAAACAAGACAAAACAAAUGACAGUAACCCUUCCCUGGAAAGAAACAGAACAAUCAUGGAGCCUAGAGGCAGACAGAUGAGAAGGAGUUCAUUGCUUCCCAGCUUGUCUUACAUGGCUACAGCAAGUCUUCAGCUGCUGCAAUGAGGAAAUGGACAUCUAGAAGACAGACAGCAACUCUCAGCUUGCUUCAAGCACCAGCAGAUAAAAGAUGGUUAAGCUGUUCUUCUUCAUCCUUUCAGAUGUGACCUCUUUUGGACUAAAUACUAAGAAGCAAUCUGUUCUCUUGCUCAAAUAAUAAAGUGACUGAAUCAGGGAGGAAAAGGUUCUUGUUAAAUUAUUUGAUUGUGUAGUUUAAGUAAUUAUAAUUUAUAUCAAAAUGUUUGUCAAAGAAACGAUGUCAAAUGUACACUGCUAGAUCUCCCUCCUAUUUGUGGGAAUCUUACUAUUUAAUGGGUCACUGUCCCCAUUCUUACUGAUACUUUUGUCAGAUGUCACCCUGUCCUUAAAUCAUGAUCACUUAAAUCAGGGGUCAGCAAACUUUUUCUGUAAAGGGCCAGACGGUAAAUAUUUUGGGCUUUGCAGGCCAUGUGGCCUUUGUCACAUCUACUCAACUCUGCUGUUGACAUGCAAAAGCAGCGAUAGACAAUAUGCACGUAAAUGAGUGUGGCUAUAAUCCAAGAAAACUUUAUUUACAAAAACAGGUGGAGGGCUGGGUUUGGCCUGCAGGCUGUAGCUUGCCAAUCAGUGACUUAAAUUGUUGAUUUUUGUUUGGUAAAUUAAAAAUAAAUUGUGUUUGAAGUAUACCCUA
This is a messenger RNA of Chlorocebus sabaeus (green monkey), 2694 nucleotides long. RefSeq names its product autophagy related 4A cysteine peptidase (gene ATG4A). The record is from RefSeq and is a predicted model, not a curated record. Gene Ontology annotation, cellular component: cytoplasm. Gene Ontology annotation, molecular function: protein-phosphatidylethanolamide deconjugating activity; cysteine-type endopeptidase activity. NCBI's taxonomy places the organism in Eukaryota, Metazoa, Chordata, Mammalia, Primates, Cercopithecidae. Gene Ontology annotation, biological process: piecemeal microautophagy of the nucleus; C-terminal protein lipidation; protein processing.